Molecule: messenger RNA, 3691 nt
Organism: Gopherus evgoodei (Goodes thornscrub tortoise)
Lineage: Eukaryota; Metazoa; Chordata; Testudines; Testudinidae
Gene: PATL1
Product: PAT1 homolog 1, processing body mRNA decay factor
Exons: 19
Coding region: 100-2409 (769 amino acids)
Biological process (GO): deadenylation-dependent decapping of nuclear-transcribed mRNA; P-body assembly
Cellular component (GO): P-body
Molecular function (GO): RNA binding
Source: RefSeq, a predicted model, not a curated record
CGUGACGGCAAAGUGUGCGUACCGAGGGGCGGGGGCUCGGAGCCGGAGUGGGGUCCGCGCGGGGCCUCCCUGCCGGUGGGAGUGUCCGCGCAGCUCACCAUGUUCCGCUACCAGUCCCUGGAGGACUGUCCUCUGGAUGAAGAUGAAGAUGCCUUUCAGACCCUGGGCGAGGAGGAUGAAGAUAUCGACCAGUUCAAUGAUGACACGUUUGGAGCCGGUGCUAUUGAUGAUGACUGGCAGGAGGCACAUGAGCGGCUUGCGGAACUGGAAGACAAGCCUGCAACAGCUAGAGAGCUGGAAGAUGGGGCAGUCAGUGAUGAGAUGGAGCUGCUGGGGCACCAUGAGGAGAACCUGGCUGAGAGGUUGAGCAAGCUGGUUAUCGAGAACGAGUUGGAAGAUCCAGCCAUCAUGCAGGCUGUGCAAACCCAGCCUCCAAUGCAGCAGCCAGGAGGCCUCAACUCCAGCAUCUGGGAUGGAUCUGCAGUUCUGAGGCGCUUCCGAGGACCACUUCUCACUCAGGAGAUGCCCUCGGUGUCUGUGCUGGAAUAUGCUAUGCCUCAGAGACCCCCGCAGAGUCAGGAGGAUGAUCGGGACCUCUCGGAGCGGGCGUUGCCCAGGCGCUCGUCCUCCCCCAUCAUUGGGAGUCCCCCUGUCAGGGCUGUCCCCAUCGGCACCCCACCAAAGCAGGCCACCGUGCCCAACUUCAACCAGCAGAUCCUAUGUCCGAAGCCUGUUCACAUCCGGGCCCCGAUGCAACAGCGUUAUCCUUCCCCCUACGGCGAGAGGAUGUCCCCAAACCAGCUCUGUAAUGUCCCGAAUUCUUCUCUCCUGGGCCACCCGUUCCCUCCCAGCGUCACUCCUGUUUUCACCCACCUUCAGAGAGCGCAGCUUCUAGGAGGAGCACAGGCUGGACGAAUGUCUCCCAGCCAGUUUGCUCGUGUCUCUGGACUUGUUUGCAGCCCCCUCACCUCCAUGAACCCCAAGUUGCUUCAAGGCAGAGUUGGGCAGAUGAUGCCUCCAGCCAGUAGGUUCCGUGCCUUUUUUGGGGCACCACCGCCUCCCGCGCCACCCCCAUCCCAGCAGCAGCACCCCCUAUGUCCUGGGUCCCACUUGCAGAACCUAAGGCCUCACCCGCAGGUGUUCAGACCAGAUACAACUCACCUUCACCCACAGCAUCGGCGGCUCUUACAUCAGAGACAGCAGCAGAACAGGACUCAGCACCGGAGUCUGAAUGGCUCAGCAGGGGACCGAGCUGGCCACCGGAGCAGCCAUCACGAGCAGCUCCGGAAGGACCCCUAUGCCAAUCUCAUGUUGCAGCGGGAAAAGGACUGGGUAUCAAAGAUCCAGAUGAUGCAGUUGCAAAGCACUGACCCUUACCUGGAUGACUUCUACUAUCAGAAUUACUUCCAGAAGCUGGAAAAAGUGUCAGCGGCAGAGGAGAUGCACGGUGAUGGCCCCAAGAAAGAACGUACUAAACUCAUCACACCCCAAGUGGCCAAGUUAGAGCAUGCCUACAAGCCAGUGCAGUUUGAGGGCUCGCUGGGGAAGCUCACAGUCUCCAGUGUAAAUAACCCCCGGAAAAUGAUUGACGCGGUGGUGACCUCCCGCAGCGAGGACGAUGAGACGAAGGAGAAGCAGGUUCGAGACAAGAGACGUCAGACCCUCGUCACCAUUGAGAAGACGUACAGCCUCCUCCUGGAUGUGGAGGACUACGAGAGGCGCUACCUCCUGAGCCUGGAGGGGGAGCGGCCGGCCCUGAUGGAGGAGAGAAAGCAGAAGAUCUGUGACAUGUAUGACAAUCUGAGAGGGAAAACACCUGGCCAAGAGAGGCCAAGUGACGACCACUUUGUGCAAAUCAUGUGUAUCCGGAAAGGGAAGCGUAUGGUUGCCCGGAUCCUGCCCUUUCUGUCCACGGAGCAAGCGGCUGACAUACUCAUGGCAACAGCCAGAAACCUGCCCUUCCUGAUAAAGAAGGAUGCUCAGGAUGAGGUGCUGCUGUGCCUGUUGAGGCCCUUCUCUCUCGUUCUCUAUCAUCUUCCGUCGGGGACAGUCACCAGCCUUCUGCAGCAGCUAGCGAACCUACCUCAGAGCGCCACGGUGCCAGCACCUGCCAACCUGCAUCUCGCAGCUGUGCUCCAGAACAAGUUUGGCCUGUCCCUGCUGUACUUGGUCCUGAGUCGUGGGGAGGAAUUGCAGAAUUCCAGUGCUGCUGUGGAGCUAAUGCAGGACAACCAGUGGACGGAGCUGAUGUCCAUGGCAACCCGAGAGCUUCUGCGGAUCCCUGAAGCAGCGCUGGCAAAGCCAGUAUCCACCCCCUCUAACCUGCUAUCCCUUUUUUCUCGCUAUGUUGAUCAGCAGAAGCUGAACGUAUUGGAGACAAAGUUGCAGUUAGUGCAGGGGAUACGGUAGGAGGUCUUGAUGGGUCCUCAAUGCCGGCUGCCAUCCUUGCCGCCACCACCACCACCAGAGGAUUGCAGUGGAGGAGGGGAGGCAGUUGCUCCCCUGAAGCAAACCCUUGUGGGAUUUUUCUCUUGGAUAUCUGGCACAGGAGACCUCUCUUUUGCUCUGUGAACUUGGUUGGGUGUGUGUUUGGUUUCUCCUGCCACCCUUCGCUGCUAGGUUGCAAUUCGGCAUGUCCUUGCUGUGUUCCCAUUUCCCUCUGCAUCUUCACAACAGCUGCUGCUUUCUCUCGACACAACCCCUCCCCCCCCCACCACAUUCAGGCUACUGAGGAACUGGUGAGGAACCCACCCUUUUCUCCUUCCUGUCCCCUUUCAAUGCAGAAUCCAGAUAGCUAGGGAGACAACUAGUUGUGGGGAGAAUCCCCAUGCACUCUGGAAGGUGGAGUUGGGGGCCUAGAGAGACAUCUGUUGCCCAGUGUCUCCUACAUGUUUAGGAGGGUAUGACUUUUAGAUGAUUGGGCUUCUGACCCUUUUUUCUUUCUUCAGUCUUUACUCAUUGGCUAAAGCUGGCUCCCACCUCUCAUAUCCAAGCACUGAGUUUUGGUCCGACCCCUCAUAUUGCACAGGGUGGGCUUUUCUGUUCCAGCCCGGCAUGAGCUUCUCGUUCUUUCUGAAGUUGCACAAGCUGGGCUCCCCUCUGUCACCUGUCCUAGUCCCAUGAUACAGUGAACACACAUCUUUGCACACUUGCCUCGUCUUCCUGAGAAUCGUUUUGCACACCUCUCUCUCACACCUGCCCCUUGGUUCAGGCUGUCAAGAGCCCUCCAAGACAAUAACCAAGAGGCUUGGCUUUGAUCCCUAGUGGAUAGAGCUGCUAAUCUGAAUGAAUUUUCCAUACCCAACCAUUGCUAGAUCCUGCUGUUUUUGCUCCUUUUGGAAUGUGGUGGGUUUUUAAUCUUCCUUUGCUUUUAAUGACAAAAAAAUAUUUGCACAUGUAGGUAUUCUACAACCAGUAAACUCCUCCCUAUUAUUAACCAGCUGCCCCUCCUCCUAAAUCAGCUGCUUUCUCCUAAUCCCUCUCUCCCCAAAGUAUUCUCCCCUCCAACCAAAACCACUUCUCCAUAACUGCUCUCCCUACACCCCCACCCCCGCUGCACCCUCCAUUUCCUCACAACUGAUCAAGUGGACCGUUCCUUUAUUAUAUUAUUCCUUUUUUGUGCUUCCCCCUCUCUCCCUCCCCUCCCACCCCCCGUUUUUGGUUCUGAUGAAAAUAAAAGUUUCUAAAUUUA